This is a messenger RNA of Fukomys damarensis (Damara mole-rat), 1694 nucleotides long. RefSeq names its product poly(A) binding protein interacting protein 2B (gene Paip2b). The record is from RefSeq and is a predicted model, not a curated record. Gene Ontology annotation, cellular component: cytoplasm. Gene Ontology annotation, biological process: negative regulation of translational initiation. The coding region runs from base 333 to 704 and encodes 123 amino acids. Lineage: Eukaryota; Metazoa; Chordata; Mammalia; Rodentia; Bathyergidae. Gene Ontology annotation, molecular function: mRNA regulatory element binding translation repressor activity. The transcript is spliced from 4 exons.
UAAGAGGUUGCCAGGCUAAGCUUAGUGGUGCUUCUCCGGUGCUGUGGCUCAGGUUUUGGUACUAAAGGCCGAGACUGUCCUGGCGUCGACGACCUCUGCGGCGAAGGGUUAGGCUCUCAGAGAGUGUAGAGUACCGUCUGGAAGAGGAGCUUCUGGUAAGCCUAGGAGGGCUCGGGCGCCAGGACCUGCGGAUCUAAGUGUGCCUUGCGCCCCCUUUUCAUCCCUCACCAUCGAGAUUGUGAAGGGGCAGCGCGUGCCUGCCUUACCGCCUGUAGGGCGAGGAAGUCCUCAGGGUCCCACGUCGCGGCCAUUGGCGAGAAGAUUCUGUCAUAAUGAAUGGAUCCAGCAUGGCAAAUACAUCACCCAGUGUAAAAUCCAAAGACGACCAGGGGUUCAGUGGCCAUGAUGAGAAGGAAAACCCAUUUGCAGAGUACAUGUGGAUGGAGAAUGAAGAGGAUUUCAACAGACAGGUGGAGGAAGAGCUGCAGGAACAAGACUUCCUAGACCGCUGCUUUCAGGAGAUGCUAGAUGAAGAAGACCAAGACUGGUUUAUUCCAGCACGAGACCUGCCUCAGGCCAUGGGACAGUUACAGCAACAGUUAAAUGGACUGUCAGUCAGCGAUGGUCAUGAUUCUGAAGAUAUUUUGAGCAAAAGUAAACUGAACCCAGACGCCAAGGAGUUUAUUCCAGGAGUGAAAUACUGAUUCAAGAGAAAGCUUCUGGGAGGACUUACCUGUUCCCACAUCUGGGGGCAGCAGUGCACAAAAGGGCAGAGCUGAAGCGGGGGUGGGGUGGGCAAGGGAUACACAGCUGGGAUGGGGAAUGGUGGUUUAGAUGGGUACUGUGACUGAGUAGCUAAUGUGCUCAGUCUUACUACAAGCCUCUUGAGUAUUUAUUUCUUUUUGUUCUACUGACUUUCAUUUGGAGCAGUUUCUUGUUUUGUUUCAAAUUAGCUCUUUUGAGUUAUGGAAAUUGCGAUCAAGAAUGUCCUGCUGUCUGUGUUAAAAAAAGCUGACCAAGCGAAGCAGGGUAUUUAAGAAAUACCCUUCUCACCUGUUGUGAGCAUACCAGGAGCAAGGAACAGCAGAGAUCUACUUGUGGAGCCUAUUAAGCUCAAUGGGAAGAGGGCCAAGCUGAAGAAAUAGAUCACGCAAACCAUGACCCUGGGGAUUUGCACACCACACUGGGGUUCUCAGUGGUCUGCUGAGCUUCUGUCUCUCUGCUCUAAACCCCAUUCCAGAAAAUAGCUAAAGUUCUUGGUUUAUAGUAACUCUUUGAAGAUUAGUGAAAGUUGUAAGGGGAGGAUUGUUAUAUUGUCACUUCAGUCAUUUAGUAACUAUUGUCCUAGUCUUAAGCCUCUAUUUACAGCUACCAUUAGAUCAUUAUCAGAUGAAAGAGAACUUAGGGUUGAUUUGCCAUCUUUUUUUUUUUCUUUUGGAUACCGGGGAUCGAACUCAGGACCUUGCACUUGCCAGGCAGGCACGGCGCCACUGAGCUAAAUCUCUGGCCCUGAUUUGCCAUCUUGACCCUCAUGGUGUCUAUUCCCCUUGACUCUUCCAUACCAGGCCUACUGUUUCUAAGGUGUUACCAAAACCAUGAGAGGCUUUCUGGCCACCAGCUUAGCCUGAAGAAAUCAUCCUUGAAUCUUUUGCUAUCUUAAAUUUAUUAGGACAACUUUUUUUUUUUUUUUUUUU